CAGCUAAGUUUUUUUUGCUGCCGAUGCUCGUGCUGGAGGUUCUGCCUACUCGCCAUUCUGGAUAGCGGCGGUGGAAAAAACGGACAGAAGGAGAAAGAACAAGGAGGCACGGACUUUGGGGCGAGUGAACGGGGCAGGAUAAGCGAGGCAGCGACAGGCAGCGCGUUUACCGGGCCGUUAGUUUUGUGCACAUCGUCUUAAGUGCGCACGAGAGUGUUACUGAGCCGCGGCAGCGCUCUGUAGGAGAGAGAGACCGGAGGGACGGGAACGGUAGUUUAGCAUGGAUCACCAUCAUCAGCAACAUUAUCAUCAUCAGUACGAUGGAGAAAAUGACUACAUGCAGCAGGAAGACGAUUGGGACCGGGAUAUGCUACUCGACCCCGCCUGGGAGAAACAGCAACGAAAGACAUUUACAGCAUGGUGUAAUUCUCAUCUACGGAAGGCGGGAACGCAGAUUGAAAACAUUGAGGAGGAUUUUAGAGACGGGCUCAAACUCAUGCUGCUCCUAGAGGUCAUCUCAGGAGAACGAUUGGCCAAACCAGAGAGAGGAAAAAUGAGAGUCCAUAAGAUUUCCAAUGUGAAUAAAGCUCUGGACUUCAUCGCCAGCAAAGGAGUCAAAUUGGUUUCUAUUGGAGCAGAGGAGAUUGUUGAUGGAAAUGCAAAAAUGACUCUGGGAAUGAUCUGGACCAUCAUCCUUCGCUUUGCCAUCCAGGACAUCUCAGUGGAGGAGACCUCAGCUAAGGAAGGCCUGUUGCUGUGGUGCCAAAGAAAAACAGCUCCCUACAAAAACGUUAACAUUCAGAAUUUCCAUAUCAGUUGGAAGGAUGGAUUGGGGUUCUGUGCACUCAUUCACAGACAUCGUCCAGAGCUCAUUGAUUACGGUAAACUGCGCAAGGAUGACCCAAUGACUAAUCUGAACACAGCCUUUGACGUUGCUGAGAAAUACCUGGACAUACCAAAGAUGCUGGAUGCAGAAGAUAUUGUUGGUACAGCCCGUCCUGAUGAGAAGGCCAUCAUGACCUACGUUUCUAGCUUCUACCAUGCCUUUUCUGGGGCGCAGAAGGCCGAGACAGCAGCAAAUCGGAUCUGCAAAGUGUUGGCUGUCAAUCAAGAGAAUGAGCAGCUGAUGGAAGACUAUGAGAAACUAGCAAGUGAUCUCUUGGAGUGGAUUCGCAGAACCAUCCCGUGGUUGGAGAACCGUGUUCCUGAGAACACUAUGCAGGCCAUGCAGCAGAAGUUGGAGGAUUUCCGGGACUACCGGCGACUUCACAAACCGCCCAAAGUUCAGGAGAAAUGUCAGCUGGAGAUCAACUUUAACACACUGCAGACUAAACUCCGCCUCAGCAACCGACCUGCAUUCAUGCCCUCAGAGGGGAAGAUGGUGUCGGAUAUCUCUAAUGCUUGGGGAUCUCUGGAGGGAGCAGAGAAGGGUUAUGAAGAGUGGCUACUUAAUGAGAUCCGCAGACUGGAGAGACUCGACCAUCUCGCGGAGAAAUUCCGUCAAAAAGCCGCCAUCCACGAGGCCUGGACUGAAGGUAAGGAGGAGAUGUUACAGCAGAGAGACUACGAGACAGCGUCCUUGUCUGACAUCAAAGCUCUGCUGAAGAAGCACGAGGCAUUUGAGAGUGACCUCGCAGCUCAUCAGGACAGAGUGGAGCAGAUCGCUGCCAUCGCACAGGAGCUCAAUGAGUUGGAGUACUAUGACUCUCCCAGCGUAAAUGCUCGCUGUCAGCGGAUCUGUGAUCAGUGGGAUUCACUGGGAGUUUUGACUCAUAAACGCAGUGAGGCCUUGCAGAGGACUGAGAAACUAUUGGAAACGAUUGAUCAGCUGUACCUGGAGUUUGCCAAAAGGGCAGCGCCCUUUAACAACUGGAUGGAGGGAGCCAUGGAAGAUUUGCAGGACACUUUUAUUGUCCACACCAUUGAGGAGAUACAGGGUCUCAGCACAGCCCAUGAGCAGUUUAAAGCCACACUGCCUGAGGCGGAUAAGGAACGACAGGCCAUCCUGGGCAUCCAUAAUGAAAUUGUUAAAAUUGUGCAGACAUACCACGUCAACAUGGCUGGCACCAACCCCUACACCACCAUAAACCCACAGGAAAUAAAUGCCAAAUGGGAUAAGGUGAGGCAGUUAGUACCCCAGAGAGAUCAGGCCCUGAUAGAGGAACACGCCCGUCAGCAGAACAACGAGAGACUGCGCAGACAGUUUGGUAAUCAGGCAAAUGUCAUUGGUCCCUGGAUCCAGACCAAGAUGGAGGAAAUUGGCCGAAUCUCUAUCGAGAUGCACGGGACCCUGGAGGAUCAACUGACCCAUUUGCGGCAGUAUGAGAAGAGCAUCGUAAACUACAAACCAAAGAUUGACCAGCUCGAGGGAGACCACCAACUAAUACAGGAAGCACUUAUAUUUGACAACAAACACACAAACUACACCAUGGAGCACAUCCGUGUGGGUUGGGAGCAGCUUCUCACCACCAUUGCUCGCACCAUUAAUGAAAUUGAGAACCAGGUUCUGACCCGUGACGCCAAAGGCAUCAGCCAGGACCAAAUGAAUGAGUUUAGAGCCUCGUUCAAUCACUUCGACCGAGACCACUCGGGCAAGCUGGGCGCUGAAGAGUUCAAAGCCUGCCUUAUCAGUCUGGGCUACGACGCACAGAAGAGAACAGGCAUGAUGGAUGCAGAGGAUUUCCGAGCCUGCCUCAUCUCCAUGGGUUAUAAUAUGGGAGAGGCGGAGUUUGCUCGCAUCAUGAGCAUUGUGGAUCCUAACAGAUUAGGAGUGGUCACAUUCCAGGCUUUCAUUGACUUUAUGUCUCGUGAGACAGCCGACACAGACACUGCUGAUCAGGUCAUGGCAUCAUUUAAAGUUCUUGCUGGAGACAAGAACUAUAUCCUGGCAGAUGAGUUGAGACGUGAGCUCCCCCCUGAUCAGGCCGAAUAUUGCAUCGCCCGUAUGACGCCUUACACUGGACCUGGCGCUGUCCCGGGAGCUCUCGACUAUAUGUCCUUCUCCACCGCCCUGUACGGUGAGAGUGACCUUUGAACCAUAACUCCUGAAUGUGGGGUGCUAAACCUGCCUUCUGAUAUAAACACACACAAAUGCUCAUAUUCAUACACACACACAUUGCUUGCACACUAUGAGAGUACAAAUUGUUCUUCAGUGCUGUUCUAGCACCAACAAGCAGAGCAGCAGGACUGGUCCCAGAUCAGCCAAUCAGAGCAGCUUCCUUCAGCAACACUCAAUGACAUUCAUCAUUUUUGUAUCCUCCUGUUAGCCCAGGCCCAUUCUGUGUGUCAUAUACAACUUCCUGCUCUUUCUCCAGCCAUUUUCAUGAAGUCUGUUUAGACUAUCUUCAAGAUUGUCGAUUCAGAGAGGGGAAAUCUCUCACCCCUGUCUUUGCUUGAAUUUCAGAAAUGCAGUUUAAGAGCAUCAUGUCACACUUGUCACCCGUGUGAAACUGCAUGACCAUGUGGUUCCAAUUGUUUAACUUUUUUUAAAUAAAUGCUUGUAGUUUUUGAACUUCUCGCGAUGGAGAGUCAGACAUCAUGAACAGAUUAUCAUCUUUCUGCUUCCAAGCGCAAUAUUGUAAAACUCCCCCCGGGAGGAAUGUUUUCUGUAUUUUUACUCCAAUUUUUUUGGUUUGUUGUAUUUUUUCCCCUCUUCAUAAAGGAAUAAAGUUAAGAUAUUUUAUUAUACAGAACAAAAAAGGUAUUUUUCUUCACCUGAUUAAAAAAACCUUAAAAAGUUAUGAAAAUUUAAAUAAAGAAAAAAAUCACA
Molecule: messenger RNA, 3769 nt
Organism: Myxocyprinus asiaticus (Chinese sucker)
Lineage: Eukaryota; Metazoa; Chordata; Actinopteri; Cypriniformes; Catostomidae
Product: alpha-actinin-1-like
Exons: 22
Coding region: 281-3034 (917 amino acids)
Biological process (GO): muscle cell development; actin cytoskeleton organization
Cellular component (GO): Z disc; plasma membrane; stress fiber
Molecular function (GO): calcium ion binding; actin filament binding
Source: RefSeq, a predicted model, not a curated record